Molecule: messenger RNA, 2379 nt
Organism: Argiope bruennichi
Lineage: Eukaryota; Metazoa; Arthropoda; Arachnida; Araneae; Araneidae
Product: prostatic acid phosphatase-like
Exons: 9
Coding region: 159-1394 (411 amino acids)
Biological process (GO): dephosphorylation
Molecular function (GO): phosphatase activity
Source: RefSeq, a predicted model, not a curated record
AGAAAGGAUGCAGCGCCUACUAUCUCAGAAGAAGUGCAGAUGAUAUUGCUUUCCAGAAUAUCUUUUCAUCAAUGAGAUAGGGAGGGGGACAGAUCCGAAAACUGCAACAAAAAACUAGAACAAGGAUAUGUUAAUAGAGAAAAGUUGGUUGUUAAGUAAUGUGGAAAUACUUUAUCCUAAUUGGAAUCUUAUGUCUCUUUCAAGAUCACGUGUUCACCCAAGAUGAUGUCGAAAAAUCAGGGAAAAGAGAAUUAAUGUACCUCCAAAUACUCACAACCAAUGGUUUUUAUGCUCCGCUCUCACUCUACCCGAAUGAUGAGAACACCGAAGAUGAUUGGCCAGAAGGAAUGGGUUUACUCCCAAAGUUAGGCAAGUUGCAACAAUAUGAAAUGGGCAAAUUCCUGAGAAGAUUUUACGACCAUUUCAUCACAUCAGAUCCCGGUGAAGUCGACGCUUUCAGCUCGUUCGAAGAUCGUUCAACCAUCAGCUUGAUCUCCUUCCUGGCAUCGCUGUACGCUCCCACUGAAGAGUGGCAGUUCAUGCCGGGAUUCAAAUGGCAACCCAUAGUUCUCUGCUACAUGGAGAGACAUGAUAUUUUCUUUAAUUACAAAGACAGGUGCUUGACGCAAUUAGAAGAAAGAUCAAGAAUACUCGGUUCACAGCCAUUUCGAGAACAUGUGAGAAAAGAUGAGUUCUUAUAUUCAUAUUGGAGCGAAAAUAGUGGGAUGAUAAUCGAAGAUCAGCUUGAUGUCGCUCUUCUGUAUGACACAAUUUAUAAAGAGCAAAAAGCCGGUCUGAAGGUGCCAAGAUGGGCCAGAAUGUACCUGUCUGAUAUGAAGCGCAUUUCGGAUUAUGCAUAUACUUGGCUCUAUAACUCAACCACAAGUUUGCAGUUAAAAGUAGGUUCUCUAAUUGAUCUUCUGUCUGUGAGAAUGCGAGUAAAGACCAUGCAUGAUAAGAACCCAGAUCCAGAAAUUAUUGUCAGCGUGUACGUAACGCAUGAUUGGAACCUUGCUGCGGUAUUAUCAGCAAUGAAAUUAUCCAAUGGUCUGAGACCUCCUCCUUGUGCCACCAUCACCUUUGAGAUGUACAAACAGGACGAAGAGUACACUGUACGCACGCUAUUCUUUAACUCUACUAACCCAGAGAUGGGAGGUGACCAAGUACCUCACCCUUUGGUGCUGGACGGGUGCACUGAAUACUGUCCACUCACCAACUUUGUUAAAUUCUUCCAACCAGUCAUACCGGAGAAUUACACAGCAUUGUGUGGAACUCAAGUAAUUUCAGUCGAUUCCGAAUCUAAUGAAGAUGGCGAUCCAAAUGAAAAGGGAGAAACCAUUCUUUUACCAAAGUACAAUGACAUGAAAGCUAUGACAACUGCUCUUUCUGUGUAGAAAAUAUUAAUUCAAUGACGGUCAUAUUUUUUUUAGCUUUUGUAAAAUAAAAAAUGGAAAGGAAAUACGAGCCUUCGGAGAAAUGCAUUGAUUUAAUUCUCUCUCCAGAAGGGCUCAAGGCGCAUACAAAUUGGCGAGGAAGAUGUAGAAAAUUACAAAUAUCAUAGAAAAAAUUAUAAUUCAAAGAAACGUGGAACAGAUUUUAAAAUAUAAAAUGAGACAUCGAUAAUUAUUUACUUAAAAACAUUAAAAAUAUAAAUUUCGGAUCUACUGAAAUUUUCUCACCCAAUAAAAUAAUUUUAUUUUUAAAUGCUGAUAAAUUUCAAAUGUCUUUCGCAAUUUCGCGACAUUCUUACUAAUUUUUAAGAAGAUUGCAGAUUACAGGCAAUUUUUGUUUGUUUAUCUCUUGUAUACUUGUUUGCUGAGAAUAGUUUGAAAUGAUUCUGAAAAGUAUCUUAUCUUUAUGCAACACUGAGAUGCCCAAUUGCUAAUAAGUUUAAUUAUUUCUAUAUUUUUAAAUAAUUAAAUAGAAAAUUUGUUCGCCCAACAAAUUAAUAGUAUUAAUUUAAUCAAUCAAACAACGUUGAAGAUAUACACAUUACAACAAAAAAUGAACUAUUUAAAAAUAUACUUGCACAAUAAACAUAGAACAUUCUGAUUCAUUAGCUAUGUUUAUAAUGUGGUGAUAAUUGGCAAAUUCCGUCCAGUAGUUAAAUAUGUGAGGUACUCAAAGAGCUAUUUCGAGGUAUCUGUCAAAAUCUGAGGAUACGCAACCAGCAACCAUUGAUGGCGUACUUAGUAGUAAUAAGCUUUCAUUCGAAAUAAAAAAAAAAUAAGUGAAAUCAGACUAAUGGUUGUGGCUGGGGUUCUGCAUUGUAUUCUAACACAUUUACAUCUCCAAACUUAUUAAAUUCAUUUUAAAUUCAAUAAUGUGUAUUAAAUGUAUUAAGUUUGUAUUAAAUUCAUUCUGUUUAUUUUUAUUUUA